Molecule: messenger RNA, 3709 nt
Organism: Pseudocercospora fijiensis CIRAD86
Lineage: Eukaryota; Fungi; Ascomycota; Dothideomycetes; Mycosphaerellales; Mycosphaerellaceae
Exons: 2
Coding region: 472-3591 (1039 amino acids)
Source: RefSeq, a predicted model, not a curated record
AGCUGCGCGGCUUCUGCCCUAUCGUGAUAGUGAUCAAGACACGCAGUUCAAGUGAAAGGCACGGACAACAUCGCUUCUGCAACAACAUUGGCAUACAAAAGCGCCAAUUUCCCCUAUUUUUGUCCUUCAUCCACCGUCACAAGUGUUUCCACGCCAGCGAGGUGCUCGAGCCAUCGCAACUCGUAUGCAGACGCGCAUCAUCGAGUGCGGCGUUCACGACAGAAGUGGUUCUUGCAAUUCCUGGUUGCAAAGCCUCGACGUCACUUGUGCAGAUCACUUCCAGCCACCAUCAUCUGGAAACGCGCGCCUGACACGAAAUUCCGACUUCUCGAUUACAACUUCGCAACUUCGCAACUUCGCUCUUGAUCGACUGCAUUUUGGAGCGUUUGAUCAUUUUUCAGCGUCAAUUGGUCAACAGGACACAGACUCGAAGCGAACGACACGGAAAAGAAAAGAGAAACAUCUGCCAAGAUGCCGCCCAAGAAGCAGCAAGCUGCUCAAGCACAGGCAGGCCCGCAGCAGAGACAGACUCGUGCGGGCAGAAAGAGACGGAAUAGCGAUACGAGCAAUGCCUCUGAUCGUCCAUCAAGCAGUCAUAGCAUCGCCUCGACUCCUGCAAAGCGCCGCAAGCGAGGCAAGGCCGCCGCGAGCGUGGAACCAGAGGUUAUUGUAGAAGAGGAGGAACAGGAACUCGUUGAAACCGCUACAGCCGACGGUGCCCUCGAAGCUGCCGAUGCAGUCGUUAGGCCCGAGAUGCACGUACAAUUCGGCGGAAGACACUCAUCGUCCAUUCGUUUGAGUGAGGUCGAGAAGACGACUGCCACUCAUAUAACACCACACCCUCGCAAGAAGAUGACUAUCAAGCGUCGCCAGACAGGUUCCCCAUCCACCAAUGGCGAGGUUCUCGCCAAAAAGAAGAUCACGACCACUCGGCACUCCUUGCCACCUGCGCUUUCCCAGCAAGAAGCUGCAUAUGUGGAGGAGCAAAGCCACCAAUUUUCUUCUUUACAUGAGAUCAUUGAAUCACGAAAGCAAAGUCUGUUCGCCCUCCAUGGCGAGCGCCUUGAGCAUAUUCGACAUUUGGAACAUCAGAAGUCAUCUGGUAAGGAUAUGAAUGGAGACAUCCAGGCAAAAAUUGUCGAGCUCAGGCAGCAGAUGGCGGACGAUGAGGAGUCGGCCGCGGUUCACCUUGACAACGACAUGUACGUCUGGGAGAGCCAGGAAAUGGUCACUUACCCGGAAUUGCCCGAACACUCCUCAUCUGGAGAAAGCCUUGAGACCAAACUGCUCAUUGGCGACGACUCCUUGUCGCAGUCACAGUUCCGAUCGAAAGAGCAAGUCUGGGACUCCGAGCGUCAGCGACUUGAGGAUGCCAUCUUAGCCUUGAGCCGUGAGGCAAACGAGCACAAGACGAAGCUUCAAAUUCUUGAGAUUGAGCUUUCGUCUCUUGGUCUCGGAGAAGGCGUGAAUAGCAAGGCAGUGCUCAUCAGCAUUCGCGAGUCCUUCAUUCGCAUUCGCGAGAGCUUGGAAGCCAUUCUACCUGGCUCGCUUCCGGAAGAUAUCAGCAAUGAGGACGUUCUCAACAUACUUGUUGCUAACGUCAAAGAGUUCGCUGAUCGACUGAAGAUCCAAGACCGUGAGCUUCACGAGAAGAGCUCUUUGAUUGCAGAUCUAAGUCGACAGAUUGAGGGUUUGAUCGAUAGGCUUGCAGAAGCCGACUUCCGACGAGAACAGUUAGAGAAGCGUUUGGUGGAGGAGGAAGCCAAACUGGAGGUCAAGACUCAGGAGUGGGAGGAUCUCCAGGUUGAGCUCAGCGAGGUGGAGGCUGAACGAGACAACUACCAAGAUGAGCUGGACAUCAAAGAGAAGGAAGCAAAGAGCCUUUUCGAAGACCUCACAAGUCGUGACAGCAACAUCGACCGACUGACGCAAUCUCUCCAGCACUACCAAAGUGAAGAGAAACGUCUGCUCGAGCUCAUCACACGCAUGGAAGAGGAGCACGGAUCGACCUUGACUAAGAUGAACCAAGAGCGCGAGAACACGGUACGGGACUUGGAGGACGGCUACGAUGAGCAGGCACAGCAACGAGCUGCGGCAGAGCAGCUAGCCGCGGAACGCCUGGCUACAAUUGACGCUCUCGAGUUGCAGAAGGAAACGCUUGAAAAGGAGAGAGAUUCGCUGCGCGACAAGCUGGACGAUAUGACCAUCCAACGAGAUGCUGAAGCCGACGCUCGUGAGACUGCCGAAACUGAUCUUCAGGACCGCACUGUUGAGGUGGAAGAUCUUGCCACCCGCGUCGACCGCCUUGAGGACGAGCUUGCCGACUUGACAAACCAGCUUGAGGAGCUUCGGCACCUGAAUGAGACUGAGCGCACGCAGCGUGAGAAUGCCGAGAAUGCCCUUGAUACAGCCAACGAAGACAUUGAGGAGCUCACCGAGAAUUUGAAGACACGCGGUGCCGAAGCCAAUGAGCUUCGAUCGAAAUUGUGGGAGGUUCAGCAAAACCACGAGCGACAGAUCAAGGAGCUCGAGCAGGCUGCUUCGGAUCGCGAUCAGCAGUACCAAAGCGACAUUCAAGAGGAGGUCGAUCGCAGAGAGGCCGCCGAGCUCGAAUCGCAGGAGCGUGCUACCACUAUCGAAGAGCUUCAGACACGUCUUGAAGAGGUUGAGUUGUCGAUGAGCGAGCAGAUUGCUGAACGCGAUGAGCGGAUCGCUCUUCUCGAGGAGGAAAUCACCAGCAAGGACAUUGAGAUCAAGACUCUACGCGACGACUUGAAAGACACCAACAACCGUUUCGAGAUAUUCGAGGCUGAGGCAGCAGACAAGAGAGAAGAGUUGGAAAGCAGUAUCGCCGCACUCCAGGCCAUGAUCUCGGGGCAUGAAGCCACCAUUUCAAGCCUGCAACAGGAGGUCUUGAACGAGUCUGCUCUUCACACAUCCGAGAUUGACGAUCGGAACAGCACCAUCGCCGAGCUCAACCACGAUGUGGCUGUCCUGAAGAUUAAGGUUACCGAGCUCGAGGCCGACAAGUCGAGCCUGGAGCGUCGUGUUGAGCAAGAGGCCGAGCAGAUGCUUCAGCUUCAGGCAGAGAAGGAGGAUGAGCUUGAAGCGUUGAGAGCCACUAUUAAUGACAAGCAGGCUAAGAUCCAGAUCGUCGAACAGAAGGCCAUCGAGGCAGACCAGCGCUGGCAAGAUCUCCUCAAUUCUAGAGAGGAAGACAUUCGCGAGCUUCGCGAAGCUCAGACGUCCAGCAUCGAGACCGUAUCAAUCUUGGAGAGUGAGAUCCAGAUCAUCAAGUCGCGCUUCGCUGAGUACAUUCGAAAGACGACCGGCAGAAUCACACGUCUUCAAGAAGAUCUCGCGCGGGCUAAGGCCACUGCGGAUGAAGAGGGCGCAGAGAUCAUUACGGAGGGCGAGAGCUUGUUGGUGGAUUUCGAAGCAAUGGGAAGCAAGAGUGCUACAGUCACCACCAAGACCACUCACUCCUCGUCCUCUCAGAAGCAAGCUUCGCGUAAGACCCGAAGCAAGAAGCGCGUUCAGGACAGCGGCAUUGGAAUGGAGGAUGAGGACGAGACUAUGCUUGCUGCAUAGAUGCGAUUGAAGUUUGGCUGCCAACCGCACAGGCUACGGAUCCCAAAAAUUGUAAUUACAUAGCGAGGCGCCGAGAUUUUGUAUAGGAUCGGUAAUUAGGAGGACAUGGUUAAUGGUU